Loxodonta africana (African savanna elephant) is the source of this 2676-nucleotide messenger RNA. It is a transcript of the gene PSIP1, whose product is annotated as PC4 and SRSF1 interacting protein 1. The record is from RefSeq and is a predicted model, not a curated record. The coding region runs from base 109 to 1701 and encodes 530 amino acids. NCBI's taxonomy places the organism in Eukaryota, Metazoa, Chordata, Mammalia, Proboscidea, Elephantidae. The transcript is spliced from 15 exons.
GCGCGUCGGACGCCCCGAGGCAUCUCCUCCUCCCGCCGCCCGGCUCCGCCUCGACUCCCGCCCGCAGCCCCUCGCUGGGCUCAGGCCCCCCGGCGUCGCCCCCGAGACAUGACUCGUGAUUUCAAACCCGGAGACCUCAUCUUCGCCAAGAUGAAAGGGUAUCCUCAUUGGCCAGCUCGAGUAGAUGAAGUUCCUGAUGGAGCCGUAAAGCCACCCACUAACAAACUACCCAUUUUCUUUUUUGGAACUCAUGAAACUGCUUUUUUAGGACCAAAGGAUAUAUUUCCUUAUUCAGAAAAUAAGGAAAAGUAUGGCAAGCCAAAUAAACGAAAAGGUUUUAAUGAAGGUUUAUGGGAAAUAGAUAACAAUCCGAAAGUGAAAUUUUCAAGUCAGCAGGCCUCAACUAAGCAAUCAAAUACAUCAUCUGAUGUUGAAGCUGAAGAAAAGGAAACUAGUGUUUCAAAAGAAGAUACUGACCAUGAAGAAAAAGCCAGCAACGAGGAUGUGAGUAAAGCAAUUGAUAUAACUACUCCAAAAGCUGCCAGAAGAGGGAGAAAGAGAAAGGCAGAAAAACAAGUAGAAACUGAGGAGACAGGAGUAGUGACAACAGCAAUAGCAUCUGUUAAUCUAAAAGUGAGUCCAAAGAGAGGACGACCUGCAGCUACAGAAGUCAAGAUUCCAAAACCAAGAGGCAGGCCCAAAAUGGUGAAACAGCCAUGUCCUUCAGAGAGUGACAUGGUAACUGAAGAAGACAAAAGUAAGAAAAAGGGGCAAGAGGAAAAACAACCUAAAAAGCAGCUGAAAAAGGAUGAAGAAGGCCAAAAGGAAGAAGAUAAGCCAAGAAAAGAGCCAGACAAAAAAGAAGGGAAGAAAGAAAUGGAGUCAAAAAGGAAAGGUUUAGCUAAAGCAGGGGUUACAUCAACCUCUGAUUCUGAAGAAGAAGGGGAUGAUCAAGAAGGUGAAAAGAAGAGAAAAGGUGGGAGAAACUUCCAGACUGCUCAUAGAAGGAAUAUGCUGAAAGGGCAACAUGAGAAGGAGGCAACGGAUAGAAAACGGAAGCAAGAGGAACAAAUGGAAACUGAGCAGCAGAAUAAAGAUGAAGGAAAGAAGCCAGAAGUUAAGAAAGUGGAGAAGAAGCGAGAAACAUCAAUGGAUUCUCGACUUCAAAGGAUACAUGCUGAAAUAAAAAAUUCACUCAAAAUUGAUAAUCUUGAUGUGAACAGAUGUAUUGAGGCCUUGGAUGAACUUGCUUCACUUCAGGUCACAAUGCAACAAGCUCAGAAACACACAGAGAUGAUUACAACACUGAAAAAAAUACGGCGAUUCAAAGUUAGUCAGGUUAUCAUGGAAAAGUCUACAAUGUUGUAUAACAAGUUUAAGAACAUGUUUUUGGUUGGUGAAGGAGAUUCUGUGAUCACACAAGUGCUGAAUAAAUCUCUUGCUGAACAAAGACAGCAUGAGGAAGCAAAUAAAACCAAAGAUCAAGGAAAGAAAGGGCCAAACAAAAAGCUAGAAAAGGAACAAACAGGUUCCAAGACUGUCAAUGGAGGAUCUGAUGCUCAAGACAGCAGUCAGCCACAACAUAAUGGAGACAGCAAUGAGGAAAGCAAAGAUAACCAUGAUGCCAGCUCUAAGAAAAAGCCAUCCAAUGAAGAGAGAGAGACUGAAAUAUCUCUGAAAGAUUCUACACUAGAUAACUAGGUUGAUGUACCUGGAACAUGAAGGACACUUGAGAAGUUUGUAAUGGUUUUCGCUGGAAAUAUUUAGACUGCUGAAAAUGAAAGUUUUAAAUUUUUAUAAGUGUAGGUUUUGAUGUUAAAAACUUGUUUUGAGGGAGAAAAUCCCUUUAUCUUUGUUUAAAAUUAAACCUUAUUGCUAACUGUACUUGUGCAGUAUUAACAGUAAAUGUGAGAGAAAAAUCCAUUUAGAAAAUGUUAUGCUGCUUUUCCAGACAUUAUGGUUGUAGCAUACUUUGAAUUAGUGUGUGUAAGUUAACGUGUAAUUGAUAGUAGAUAAAGUUACAGUUUUAAAACUGCUUCUUGUAUAAUACCUUUCCUCUUUUCGCUGAUACCAUGGUUUUUGUGCAUAGUUUUUACUCAUGUUGGAUUUACCAGACUGUCUUUUCACUGUUUGUGGAUUUUAUAGAAGUUGAGCAUUUUUAUGGUAGACAAAAUGUUACUUCUAUACAAGUACUCCCUCCCUCCUUUUAUCAAAGUUUAUUCUCAGUCUACAUUGUGCUACAUUAUCCUGCUUCUUUGUAACAAUGUGUGGUCUGUAUGCCUUUUUGUAUGACAACUAGAUAUCCAACUGAAGCUGAACGGACAAUUUUGUAAGGUACAAAACUUGUUAAUUUUUGAAGAUAGUUUUGUGGCUGGGAAUUUAGUGAAAUCACAUGACUUUUCCUGCAGAGAGCAGAAUGGGUUAAAUAUUGGAAUGAAUCUGUCAUUAGAGUAUUAACCUUCUUGAAAUCAAACAUUUAAGAUCCUUUAUAAGCACUAGAAGCUAAAAUUGAAAGCUAAAUGAUAAAAGUUUGUUUGAGAAAUGUCUUGAGUUUUUUAAGUCACACUCAUUAAGGAAGUCACUUUAGUAUUUUUUUAAUUCGAAAAAUCGAUCUAUAAUAAUGCUUAUGCAGUAAAUACAAGUAAAUAUUAUAUAAAACUAACCUAUUUGAAAACA